AUGGCGCACGCCGCCCAUCCAGAAGACAUAAUUGCGGAGUUGACUUCCAAGGUUGAAAGAAUAUUUCACGAAGUAGGCACUCCGCUUCCUUUAGAGGAAGGUGAAUCUGCGCGAUCGUUCACUCAAAAUCAUGUAUUGUGGAAUAGUGAGGGAGGAGAUACUCUUCAAAAAAUCUUCUCUGAUUAUACGGAAGCCGGGGACGCAAGUGAAUUCAUCGCAAUAGCCACCAAUCUGGCGAAGUGGUUUCGCCGCGCCGAGCUCGGUGAACCGGAUUCUCCUGACCCCGAUGCGCCUUUGGAAGAGCAGGAGGAUCAUUCCACGGGAUCCCCUGAAAGCACAAAAGCAAAUGAUGGGGCGAACAAGGCAGGCCCGUCUUCUUCGCAGAAGCAUAAAAGGUGGGAUGAUGAUUCGGGGUCCGAAGAUGAUGAUUCAGGGGGCCCCGGGGAAUCUCCAGAUCCAGUGGAAAUCAUUUACAGAGGGGAUGCACAAGGGUACAACUGGGAGGGGAAUUAG
Molecule: messenger RNA, 513 nt
Organism: Triticum turgidum subsp. durum (durum wheat)
Lineage: Eukaryota; Viridiplantae; Streptophyta; Magnoliopsida; Poales; Poaceae
Source: the annotation of a GenBank genome assembly